Molecule: messenger RNA, 2196 nt
Organism: Parastagonospora nodorum SN15
Lineage: Eukaryota; Fungi; Ascomycota; Dothideomycetes; Pleosporales; Phaeosphaeriaceae
Exons: 5
Coding region: 1-2082 (693 amino acids)
Source: RefSeq, a predicted model, not a curated record
AUGGCGUCGUCGUGUCACUCUUUGUUGCGCUUUUGCGCUCUCUCGUUCAUCCUUCUCUUCUUGCAGGGCGCUUCUGCAUAUAUUGGAAGCGCUACCAUUUCAGGCACUGUUUUAAUCAUCGCACGCGACACAACAUCAGCGGAGAACGGCGCAGCAGCUGGAUUACGAGGCUAUGGCAUCCCCUUUGAAAUCUUGACUGUUCCACAGGCUGGGAUAUCGAACCUGCCUGUGCUCAACUCUUCCGCGACACAUGGCAAUUACGGAGGCAUUGUCACUAUUAGCGAAGUCGGAUACAACUAUGAUACUUCAUACUACAGUGCGCUUACCAGAAGGCAAUGGAACGAUCUCUAUGCCUACCAAAGCGCCUUUGGAGUCCGCAUGGUUCGCCUUGACGUGUUCCCUACCACAGACUUCGGUGUGAGCAGCCUGGGUGGUAACGUCAACGAUGAGCCUGUGACAUUCACAAACACUAGCGCAUUUUCCAUCGCUGGUCUGAAAACAAAUGUGGGCAUAAGCAUUGCAAACAUCUACCAUACUCCGGCGACCAUUGUCAAUGCAUCCAUUGCUUGGGAGAUUGCCCAAUUUGGCACUGCUGGAACAGCUGCAGUCAUCAAUCAGAUCGGCGAUCGCCAGCAGAUGGCUUGGUUCAUGCCUUUUGCGCUUGAUUGGGCUCCCUCAAGCAACAUCGUGCAGCAUUCAUGGAUUACGUGGGUCACACGAGGUCUAUUUGUGGGCUUCCGAAGGAUUUACUUGGGCACCCAGGUGGACGACAUGUUUUUAGAGACGCCGAUGUAUCGACCCCAAGGCCAGAACUACCGCUGCAAACCGGAAGACCUUGAUCUUCACGUCACUUGGCAGGCAGAUCUGAACUCCAGGCUACCAAAAGGCUCAGAGUAUUUUCUUGAGAUCGGUCACAACGGAAAUGGCGAUAUCGAAGCAGCAGCAAACACGGCCGCGGGUGAGCAAGUUUGUAGCCCUGGCAAUGGAAUGGCAUCAGGUGCCAUCGAGUAUGCAGAGCAACCUGAUGGAAGCCCCGAAUACACGAAGCCACCUGGAACAGGAAAAGACAUCUGGCCUUCCGCACCUGCGAAAUAUAGCUGGAGUCAGGAAUGUGCUCAGCUUGACGAGUUGCAAAAUUGGUUCGCUGACCAGGACAACCUCGAUAAUUUCGCGCAUAUUUCGCACACUUUCUCGCACGCCGAUCUGACUAAUGCGACCUACACCGAUGCGUCCAAGGAGAUUGCAUUCAACAGGGCCUGGCUUAAGCAGAACGGGAUCGAUGGGGCUAAGCGCUGGAGCGACUCCGGCAUUAUUCCCCCUGCCAUCACGGGUCUACAUAACGCAGAUGCGAUCAAGGGCUGGAUGGACAAUGGCAUAUUCAAUGUUGUUGGAGACAACACACGUCCGCUGCUGCGGAAUUCGAACACGUUCUGGCCCCUCAAUACCACAGUGGCCGGGAAUGGAUACGCCGGCUUGAACAUUAUGCCGCGGUGGGCAACGCUGAUCUACUACAAUUGCGAUCUGCCUGCUUGCACACUGCAGGAGUGGAUUGAUACUUCAGCCGGCAAGGGAACGUUUACGGACUUGUUGGAUAACGUGAGGGACACAGCCAUACGCAACCUCUUCGGACUGCAUUGGGAUGCAUACAUGUUCCACCAAGCGAACAUGCGCGUCAACGAUGUCCCGACGACAACUGUAAACGGGAAGCGAGAUCGGUUCUCGCUACUGAUGACAUGGGUCGAGACUGUCACUGCGGAGAUGAUGCGCCUUACAACCUGGCCCAUGAAGACCCUCAAGCAUGACGACCUAGCGCAAACCUUCCUCAAUCGCCAAGCCCGUGACUUGUGCAGGCCCAGCCUCACUUGGACUACAUCAGCAAACGGUGCUAGCAUCGAAAGCAUCAAUAUUUACACCGCCGGCGGCAAUACUUGCAAGACGCCAAUUCCGAUCACCGUGCCCGUCGCUACCGCUUCUUCCACUGGCGCCACGAAGGAGCAGGUUGGUAGCGACCCGCUCACAUUGUGGGUCACUAUGAGUGGCGCGAGCAGGAACUACAAGUUCACAACACCCUAUAGGCUAUAGGGUAAUCUUGGUUUGGGGGCGAGAAUCAUGGUAGCGGGUGUUCCUUUUCGUUAUACAUAAUGUAGAUCUUGGAGAGAAAAUUAGCAGCGAGAGAAACUCGUAUCUGCAAGCUUC